AUGGCGGCGGUAGAUCCAGAAGCUUUGUCCAAGGCCUUCGUUGCCCAUUACUAUACGACGUUCGACCAGAACCGGGCCGGGCUUGCCAAUCUCUACCAGGACCCGUCCAUGCUCACCUUUGAAGGCCAGAAGUUCCAGGGGCCCCAGCAGAUCACCGCUAAGCUAACCGGCUUGCCUUUCCAGCAGUGCCAGCAUCAAGUCUCCACUGUCGAUUGCCAGCAAUCAGGCCCUGCUGGUGGGAUGCUUGUUUUUGUCUCCGGCAAUCUUCAGAUAGCCGGCGAGCAGCAUCCGCUCAAGUUUAGCCAGGCAAAUACUGUGGUUUACGAUAUCCUUGAUCAAUUAUAUGAAUUGAACCUACCAAGAUCCAAACGGAACGAUGAUUUGAAGUAUUUAACUGAAAUGGAAAGGUUUGACAUGAUGUUCCAUCUAAUGCCAACACCUCAGGGCAGCUAUUUUGUGCUCAAUGACAUCUUCCGGCUGAAUUAUGCAUAA
This is a messenger RNA of Striga asiatica, 492 nucleotides long. The record is from the annotation of a GenBank genome assembly. NCBI's taxonomy places the organism in Eukaryota, Viridiplantae, Streptophyta, Magnoliopsida, Lamiales, Orobanchaceae.